CGUGUCGUUACGUUAAGUCUCUCGCUACCUUGCAAUGGCUCGUACUAAGCAAACCGCUCGUAAGUCGACUGGUGGAAAGGCUCCACGCAAACAACUGGCUACUAAAGCCGCUCGUAAGAGUGCGCCAGCCACCGGAGGAGUCAAGAAGCCUCAUCGUUACCGUCCCGGCACAGUAGCUCUCCGUGAAAUUCGUCGCUACCAGAAGAGCACGGAACUUCUCAUCCGUAAACUUCCAUUCCAACGUCUGGUUCGUGAAAUCGCCCAAGAUUUCAAGACUGAUCUCCGAUUCCAGAGCUCAGCUGUGAUGGCUCUCCAGGAAGCCAGCGAGGCCUACUUAGUUGGUCUCUUCGAAGACACCAACCUCUGCGCCAUCCACGCUAAGCGUGUCACCAUCAUGCCCAAGGACAUCCAGUUGGCUCGUCGUAUUCGAGGAGAACGUGCCUAAGUUAUCUCAACUUCCAAAACUUACAAACCAAACGGCCCUUUUCAGGGCCACCAAAUUUUUCAAACUAAGAAAAUUUAACUCGUUUCUAAUUUAUUUUGUUAACUUAUAUUAAAUAUAUAAUUAAUUCACCAUAUCUAUUAUCAUCUACUCAACCAUACGAAAUAUAAUUAGAUUCAAUCGGAUGAAAAUGACUAAUUAUGAGGCUCCUUUUUUAUGAGAAUUUUUUCUUUUUUCACCCUUAUUUCUAUUUUCAUAGAUUAAGGUUCAAUGUCUUCAUAUUAAAUUAAAAUCCCAAUUGCCG
Microplitis mediator is the source of this 746-nucleotide messenger RNA. Its product is annotated as histone H3. The record is from RefSeq and is a predicted model, not a curated record. Gene Ontology annotation, molecular function: protein heterodimerization activity; DNA binding; structural constituent of chromatin. Gene Ontology annotation, cellular component: nucleosome. The transcript has a single exon. The coding region runs from base 35 to 445 and encodes 136 amino acids. NCBI's taxonomy places the organism in Eukaryota, Metazoa, Arthropoda, Insecta, Hymenoptera, Braconidae.